Molecule: messenger RNA, 945 nt
Organism: Hyaloscypha bicolor E
Lineage: Eukaryota; Fungi; Ascomycota; Leotiomycetes; Helotiales; Hyaloscyphaceae
Product: glycoside hydrolase family 62 protein
Exons: 1
Coding region: 1-945 (314 amino acids)
Biological process (GO): L-arabinose metabolic process
Molecular function (GO): alpha-L-arabinofuranosidase activity
Source: RefSeq, a predicted model, not a curated record
AUGUUGCUAGCGACAGCGGCGGUUGUUGUGGCGGAGACGUGCACUCUUCCCUCAACGUACCGCUGGACAGCAACCCCCAACAGCGCGCUGGCUACCCCGAAGAAUGGGUUGGUUGCGCUCAAGGACUUCACGCAUGUUCCCUACAAAGGCCAGCAUCUCGUAUAUGCGUCGGACCACAACUCGGCGAGCUAUGGCUCGAUGAACUUCGGUCUCUUCACAAACUGGUCAGACAUGGCUUCAGCGAGCCAGAGCUCGAUGAGUUCAGCCGCCGUUGCUCCUACACUCUUCCUCUUUGCCCCCAAGAACAUCUGGGUGCUUGCCUAUCAAUGGGGCUCGACUGCCUUCUCCUACCGGACGUCCAGCGAUCCCACCAACGCGAAUGGCUGGUCGUCACCGCAGGCGCUCUACUCCGGAACCAUCUCAUCCAGCACUGGUUGCAUCGACCAGACUGUCAUUGGCGACAGCACAACCAUGUACCUGUUCUUCGCCGGUGACAACGGCAAGAUCUACGGGGCCAGCAUGCCAAUUGGCAACUUCCCUGGCAACUUCGGCUCAGCAGCCACGGUGGUCCUGAGCGAUUCAACGAACGCCCUCUUCGAAGCCGUUCAGGUCUACACCGUCGAGGGCCAGAACCAAUACCUCAUGAUCGUCGAGGCGAUUGGCAGCGGCGGGCGGUACUUUCGCUCCUUCACGGCCACCAGUCUGGGCGGUACGUGGACGCAGCAGUCCAAAAGUGAGAGCGUGCCUUUCGCCGGCAAGGCCAACAGCGGCGCUACCUGGACCAACGACAUCAGUCAUGGCGAUCUGAUUCGCAGCAACCCCGACCAAACAAUGACCAUUGAUCCGUGCAACCUGCAGUUCCUCUUCCAGGGACUAGCCCCUGGUGGCAGCUCCAGCUACGACCUACAGCCUUACCGACCUGGGCUGCUGACACUGCAGCGAUAG